UCAAACGUUUUCGAGCUUGGAUUGUUCUCGUCGUGAAGUUUGUUAUGUGUGAUCGAUACGGUCAACGGUGGCGUGCGGAGUCGUGGCGUGCCUGGCGGGCGCCCGUUGUCGGCGGGGAACCGUGAUUAGGUUCGGCCAUCUCAUCGCGGUGGCGGCGCGCGUCUAGCCAGCACCGGGAACAAUGAUCACGCCUUGACCUUGCGGCGCGGGGGCCGGGGGCAUGAUGACGCCACCGCGACCGACACGCGAUUCGGCUUUCGGAUGCGAUCCUUCGUCGGCGGCAUCCGCGUAAUCAGCGGUCAGCGCGAUUCCGAAGUUUGCGUCAAAAAUACCGGCGGGUGCGCGCCGCGACGCUGAGCCUCAUUCGCGAGCCGGCGCCGCCGCCGACGCGACCGAACGACCGACCGACCGAGCCGACUCCCGCCGACCGAGUGAACGCGACAUGCGCGCGACCAGACAUGGGUAAUGUGCAGUGCUGCGCCAGCGGUCGCUUCUACGAGGGCAAGAAGACGAAAAGCCGAAGAAACAGAAGAAGGAUAAGUCGAAAGGAGUCAGUGCGAAGAAUAAUAACGUUGUUGGUGGUAAACCCAGUGCGGAUUGUAAAGUGAUGGCCGAGGACUCUUCCGAGCGCGCUUCGCCCGCUGCGGCGCCAGCAGAAGCGCUGACGCAGGCCGCGCCACCCGCCGAGGAUGUGCCCGACGGCCAGCCGCAGGCUAGUGUGCAGGAGCCGGGAACCACCGGCAGCGACCACGACGGACAACGUAACGAAAGCAUGGCCGAAGCGAGGGAGCGAUUCUUCACACAGGUACGUUCAGAGGAGUCGUUGCUUGCGCCUGAAAAAUCUUCUAAAAUUGCACGAUGGAUCCCAGAUUUCUCCCUCGAUGGAAACAGCAGUUUGAAGCACAACGGCAGCGCCAAGGAACUGGCCUCCGUGAUGGAGAAUUUGAAGAAGAGCAGCUUCUCCCGCCGGGAGCAAGCUCUCAAUACUCAAGUCACUAGUUCUUCCUCGCAACAGAUGGUUUCGAGCACAACCUCUAGCAGCGCUGCAUCUAGUCAACGACUGCAGGGCUCAAGCCAGAGACUCCAACAUCAACACAGAACAGCUUCGGAAAUGAAAGCAAGUUCAAUGAAGUCAGAUCUCACAGAGCUGAAGAGUUCCAUCUCAGAGAUGAAGAACUUGAGCAACACAGCGGCUUCGAUGAACUUCAACAGAUUAAGAAGCUCCAUGGAGAACAUAGUGGAUCAGGGCGAUAUAGUAGGCGAUAACAGCUUGCCCGAUAUCCGGGAUCUCAGUGACAUGGGUGACAUCACAGACAUGGGGAACAUGUGCGAGCUUUCUGAAGACGGCCCGCUUGUGACCUUCCCUGAAUCCGACACACCUCCGCCUGUCAGCGAGAAUCCCUUGCUUCCUAGUUUGGCUAACGCCGCAUCUAUCAACGCUAGUCUAAACUCGGCGAACAAGCUCAAAUACAGCGCCGCACAAGUGUCAUCCGCUAGUUCUACGAGAGUUGUGACCGAUGGAUACAGUGCCUCAAAUUCAAAAGCAAAUAGCUCACGAAUGCAACAUCUGCAGCAUGGAGACUUGCAAUAUGCGGAAAGAAGUGCCGCUGGAGCGUCACGAAAGUUGCUACAAGCGGAGGGUCUCGCCGCCGAACAAAACGCGGCGUAUCUUCAAGAACAGCGAUCGCUGAAAGCGGGUGAAAUCACGUCUCAAGAAGCAAAGAACAUGUCCGCUACGAGUUCCAAGCUACAGACGGAGGCUUUUAGUGCAGAAAAGAAGGCCAUGGCGUCAACACAAGCUCUCCACACGGUCACUUCAAGUGGCAUGUUCAGCCACAAGGAGCACUCCAGCGUCGCGCAUUCCAACAUGACAAUCUCUAGCAAGAACCUCUCCACAAAAACAAUGCUGUCAUCACAGAUGAGUCAGAUGUUGAACGGAACGAUUAAACCAGGCGACGAAGACUUAACUAACUUAACUUUUGAUGAUUUAGACAAGCUGAAUGCAAAUUCGAAUCAGAAGGAUGUUGAACAAGCCAUAGCGAAAUAUUCAACAAGAAUGAAUGCGUUUAUUACAUCAGUUAAGAAUAAUCAGAUCGAUAGAAAAACUGCUUCUACACAAUUUAACAAAUUAAACGAGAUAGUGCGAAGAGCGUGGGCAGUACCAACAUACGGACAUGAGCUGGGGUAUUCCCUAUGCAACACACUUCGAACAUCCGGCGGUUUGGAUAUUCUAAUGGCUAACUGCCUAGAAUCAAGCAAUCCUGAUUUACAAUUUUCAUCAGCAAAAGUUCUUGAACAGUGCCUAACUACUGAGAACAGAGCGCAUGUUGUUGAAAACGGCCUUGAAAAAGUUGUAAACGUAGCGUGCGUUUGUACGAAACACGCUAACUCGGUAGACCACUCUAGAAUAGGCACUGGGAUAUUAGAACACUUAUUCAAGCACAGCGAAGGCACUUGCAGUGAUGUGAUCAAAUUAGGAGGCUUAGAUGCUGUACUGUUCGAAUGCAGAAAAAAUGAUGUAGAAACACUAAGACAUUGUGCAACGGCGCUCGCUAAUCUGUCACUCUACGGAGGCGCCGAAAACCAAGAGGCAAUGAUCAAAAGAAAAGUCCCCAUGUGGUUAUUCCCCCUAGCUUUCCACACUGACGACAAUAUCAAGUAUUACGCUUGCUUAGCCAUCGCAGUUCUAGUAGCAAAUAAAGAAAUCGAAGCUGCUGUUUUGAAAUCAGGUACAUUAGAUUUGGUAGAACCUUUCGUCACGACGCAUAAUCCGUCAGAGUUCGCUCGAUCGAACCUUGCACAUGCCCACGGCCAGAGCAAAACCUGGCUGCAACGACUUGCGCCAGUACUCAGCUCGAAGAGGGAGGAAGCGAGAAAUCUAGCAGCAUUCCAUUUCUGUAUGGAAGCUGGUAUCAAAAAACAACAGGGCAAUACAGAAAUAUUCAGAGAAAUAGGAGCGAUAGAAUCUUUAAAGAAAGUGGCUAGCUGUCCAAACGCGGUGGCGUCCAAAUAUGCGGCACAAGCCUUACGUCUUAUUGGGGAAGAAGUGCCUCACAAACUAUCACAGCAGGUUCCCUUAUGGUCCAUUGAGGACGUCCGAGAAUGGGUGAAACAAAUAGGAUUCUCUGAGUACGCGAAUAACUUUUAUGAAAGUAGAGUAGAUGGAGAUUUAUUACUGCAACUAACAGAAGAAAAUCUCAAGGAAGACAUAGGUUUACAAAAUGGAAUCAAACGAAAAAGAUUCACAAGAGAACUUCAGCAGUUGAAGAAAAUGGCAGAUUACAGUUCAAGAGACACGGGUAGCCUCAACGAGUUCUUAGGAGGAAUUGGUCCAGAGUACACUAUCUACACGUAUUCGAUGCUGAAUGCUGGGGUCGACAAGGAGUCUAUCCGCGGCCUCAGCGAUGAACAACUGGAGAACGAAUGUCGCAUCGUCAACAGCAUUCACCGUCUGCAGAUCCUAAAUGCUAUCAAAGUUUACGAAAGCACUCUUCCAAGCAAGGGCGAAGAGAACCUCGAGAAGAAUCUAGAUGUAUUCGUGAGCUAUCGACGAUCAAAUGGCUCCCAACUUGCCAGUCUUCUGAAAGUCCACUUGCAGCUCAGAGGGUUCACAGUAUUCAUCGAUGUAGAGAGGCUAGAAGCCGGAAAAUUCGACAACAACCUCCUACAGAGCAUAAGACAGGCGAAACACUUCUUACUAGUUCUCACGCCUUCUGCACUGGACAGGUGCAAACAUGACAAUGAGCAAAAAGACUGGGUCCAUCGUGAGAUAGUGGCAGCGUUGCAGUCUCAGUGCAACAUAGUGCCGAUUAUCGACAACUUCGCCUGGCCGGAGCCCGAGGAACUGCCCGAGGACAUGCGCACGGUCUCCAAGUUCAACGCCGUGCGGUGGAUACACGAUUAUCAGGAUGCCUGCGUUGAGAAACUAGAAAGUUUUCUCCGCGGCAAGUCGAAUCUUUCGAACCGGCUUGACGGUCUUAGGUCCCGUGACGUCAGUACGCCGAGCACGGCGACCAUAGGCCGAGGGCCGCCAAACUACCAGCGGAUGGCCUCAUGCGAGAGCCGAGGGAGUGACAAGAACGAUUGACUAGACAGCUACACGCUGCCGCCUAUUAGACCGCGAAGACGCCGCCAAUCAUCUUUAGAAAAAGCUUCGCCAGUAUACUCGCUUAGUUGCGACCAGCUGUCCGUCGGAAGCUCGCAAACCGCCUCCCCAAUGAAGUCCUUACACAGUCUACCAGAACGUUUAUCCGAAAGUAGCGACAACUUGGACUACAGUGAGGAGACCAAAUCGCGACGAUGUAAAAGCUGCGAGGGCAUGCUGGACGAACAACCCCACACUAUAGAUACUCCCGUAGAAGCCUCCACGCAAACGAAAAGAAAAAAAAACUUCAUGGACAGAUGUGUGAACAAAGUUAGACUAUGUUGAUGAUGAGUGCGACCCGUGAAACGAUACGCUUGCAGUGUGUGCCUUGUAAAUGGCUGCCUUAUUGGACUUAUCGCAUAUUUAUGUGAAUCAUAUUUUAAAGUACAAAAGUGCGCACAAUUGUGUAUAUAUUUGUGUAUGUCGAUGUUAAAAUUAUUUGUUAGUUAUCGAAUACAGGCUCGUAAAUCCGCAAGUAAGGACGCGUUCACAUAAUAAAUCUGAACCAUCUCACUAAGCGACUAAUAUUAGAAGUUUAAAAAAAGAGUUUAUAGACCGAGAGUCUAAAUGUGUAUGUGUCCUUAUGAUGAAGAAAGCAGAGUAACAUGUCUAGUUGCUUUAAAACUAGCUGUAGCUAAAAAUUUAUUUAUCAAUAAAAAUGUAAUCUCUUUGAGUGCAUGACGUGGAUUGACCAUUGAGAUGUGACAUGUAGUUGCUACCCUGCAGUGUUUCAAGAACACCGCAUGAGGUGGUAAUAAUGUUGAAUACACAGUUUGCUAUUCGUUGUAGUAUGGCAAAUUGCUUUUACGCUUUCUGACUUGCAAUAACUAAUUAUUUAAUUUUUAUCUCUCUAUCUCUUCACUCUCUAUACAAAAUAUAUGUGAAUUUAUGGACAUAUUGUAUUAUUUCUUGUUUUAGUGUCUUGCCAAUAAAGUAUAAUGUCAAAUGAGCGGAUUAUACAACAUUACAAUAUGCAUAUGUGAUAGCUUAGAUCUUUUAGAAAUUAUUGUAUGAAGUAAUGAAAUUGCUAGUUUUACUUGUUAUUUAACUUUUCAGCACUCUGAUUUCAAUUCGUCUUGUACCUUAUAUUGUUGAAAAUUGUACAAAAUUUUACCUUAGAAUAAAUUGUUAAUGUAGUCAUUGAUUAUAAUGAGUUAACCAUAUAAUAAUGAAACAUGAUUAUACUUUACCCCCUAAAGAUAUAUAUUUAUGUACUAGUUCUAACCGUGAAAUAAAUGGUAUUAUUAAAAUUA
Leguminivora glycinivorella is the source of this 5397-nucleotide messenger RNA. RefSeq names its product NAD(+) hydrolase sarm1 (gene Sarm). The transcript is spliced from 12 exons. Gene Ontology annotation, molecular function: protein binding; NAD+ nucleosidase activity; signaling adaptor activity. The record is from RefSeq and is a predicted model, not a curated record. Gene Ontology annotation, cellular component: dendrite. Gene Ontology annotation, biological process: negative regulation of MyD88-independent toll-like receptor signaling pathway; signal transduction; response to axon injury. NCBI's taxonomy places the organism in Eukaryota, Metazoa, Arthropoda, Insecta, Lepidoptera, Tortricidae. Bases 608 to 4087 code for a protein of 1159 amino acids.